This is a messenger RNA of Elgaria multicarinata webbii, 2023 nucleotides long. RefSeq names its product golgi reassembly stacking protein 2 (gene GORASP2). The record is from RefSeq and is a predicted model, not a curated record. Gene Ontology annotation, biological process: Golgi organization. Gene Ontology annotation, molecular function: protein binding. Gene Ontology annotation, cellular component: Golgi apparatus. Bases 114 to 1484 code for a protein of 456 amino acids. The transcript is spliced from 10 exons. NCBI's taxonomy places the organism in Eukaryota, Metazoa, Chordata, Lepidosauria, Squamata, Anguidae.
GCGAGGGCGAGGGCGGGGUGCGCGCGCGCGCGUGUGUGCGUGUGUUCGGGUGCGCGCGCGCGAGAAGCUGCCGCCGCCGCCGCCGCCGCCACCGCCACCGCUGGGCCUGAGCCAUGGGCUCGUCGCAGAGCGUGGAGAUCCCCGGCGGGGGCACCGAAGGCUAUCACGUCCUGCGAGUGCAAGAAAAUUCACCAGGACAUAGAGCUGGAUUAGAGCCAUUCUUUGACUUUAUUGUUUCUAUUAACAAUUCAAGACUGAAUAAAGACAAUGACACACUCAAGGACCUGUUGAAAGCAAAUGUGGAAAAGCCUGUCAAGAUGCUGGUUUACAGCAGCAAAACUUUGGAGCUCCGAGAGACAUCAGUAACGCCCAGCAACAUGUGGGGUGGGCAAGGCCUGCUGGGAGUGAGCAUUCGUUUUUGCAGUUUUGAUGGGGCCAAUGAGAAUGUCUGGCAUGUUCUGGAAGUUGAACCAAAUUCUCCUGCUGCACUCGCAGGUCUUAGACCUCAUAGUGACUACAUAAUUGGCGCAGAUACUGUCAUGAAUGAGUCUGAAGAUUUAUUCUCCCUUAUUGAAACCCAUGAAAGCAAACCAUUAAAACUUUACGUAUACAACACAGACACUGAUAAUUGUCGGGAAGUGGUUAUUACCCCAAACUCUUCCUGGGGUGGAGAUGGAAGCCUAGGUUGUGGCAUUGGAUAUGGAUACUUGCAUCGAAUACCUACGCGCCCUUUUGAAGAGGGAAAGAAAAUUUCUCUUCCAGGACAGUUGUCUAAUACAUCUAUUAGUCCACUCAAAGAUGGCUUUACAGAAGUUCAGCUCUCUUCAGUGAAUCCCCCACCCUCAUUACCACCUGGAACUACAGGAACUGAGCAGAGCCUGGCUGAGCUUUCCAUCAACUCAGCGCCUGCGGUCACCAACGUGCUCAAUACAGGUGUUCCCACGGUACCUUUAUUGCCUCCCCAAGCAAGUCAGGCCCUUCCUCCAGUUAACCCAGCAGGUACAUCACCAGGACUGAUGCCUUUACCUGCUGGACUUCCCAAUCUCGGUAAUAUUCCAAACCUGAAUUUACCUGCCCCACACUUAAUUGCUGGUCCUGGAGUAGCAGACAUUGGACAUCCUGGUUUUCCACCACUUCUUCCCUUGCCUCCAAUAAAUCUCUCUGGAAUCACUCCUCUGACACCAGAAUUUCUUGCACAGUUUCCAUUGGUUACUGAGGGGUCCACUCUACCUACAAAUCUGCUUGCCUCUGCUCCUCAGGUGAGCACCCUACCUGGUAAUCUUGGCACUGCUGUAAGUGUGGAACAAACCUCUUCAUUCAUCCUGGAUACUGCUGUUCCUCCUUCCAUUACUACAACUACUACAACUUCCAGUCCUCCCACUGCCAAGCCAUCUGCUCCUGAAGACAGGGGAGAUGGAUCAACCACAUUCAAUGAAAAACCAGCAUCCUUGGUCACAGAUAUAGCUGCUUCUGAAUCAUCAUAACUUCAGCUGAUUGGUUGAAUUGGGCUUGGUGUAUUUAUUCAGCUAUGGGAUAAUAUUAAAAAAAAAUGCAAACUAUCAUUAAUUUCAUGCUAGUUUGUAUUUUGCUGUUAGGAUUCCUGUAAAUAUACUGAGAGUGACUUAAGGGUCUGGGAUUUUUACAACAGGCUUGAUGCAGAGCAGGAUAAAGGGGAGGAAGUGCUUAUAUUUAAAACAAACAAGAAAGAAAGAAAGAAAAUAUCAAGGUAGAAUAUGCAGACUUCCAACUGCCAAAUUUUGAGGUAUUUUUUUAAAUCAAACCUGAAUUCAGUAGGCCUCCUUGCUUACUUCCCUCCGCCCCCUCAUGUUUUGCUUCUGUUAGAAAUGAAGAAGAAGUUCAUGCUUGUGGCAUUUGAAACACAUAUUUCUUGUACUUUGCAAGAAUUAGAAUCUCGGUGAUACAUUGUGAGGGCGGGAAGUGUUUACUUUUGCCCAAGUUGUACAUUUUAGCACUAUAAAGACCUUCAAACUAAAACUGUUUUAUUAAAAAAAAUAAAUUCGGA